GUCAUAUCUUUUUUAUUUGUUAAAAACCUUUGAAAUUCUUAUUUGUCAAGUCUUCUCCGUCAUCUCUAUUCUCUGUUAUUCUUGUUUUAAUCAAUUUCAUAAACCAGCACUUAUUAAUCCAUUAAAUUAAAUCUCACUCUGCCGACAGAAAGAGCAAAAAUAUUCCACCAACAAAAGAAGAAGAAGAUGAAAAGACCCGCCAACAAAAAAACCGUUUUUCCCGCUCACUCUUCUUCUACUUUUCCAUAUCAACAACGUCUCUUUAACUCACAACUGCCACCACCACCUCCUCCUUCCGUUCUCAGGGCGCGUGCCGCCGUUUUGCGCCUCCAACAAAAGCUCUUCCCACGGCGGCAACAGCAUAGAAAAGAUGCGACGAAUUUACCUAGUCAUCCUAACCGUCAAAUGCCAGGCGUCUUAUCCACCAAUCCGUACGAUGAUCGCCCUCGGUGUCCGUGUUGUAUGGCUCUUAUUAACAUACUACCGAAUAAUGUCUCCAACCGUUGUCCUAACUGCUGUUUCGUUCAGCUUGAUGUCAAUGAUCAUAGUGAAGAAGAAGUUAACGAGCUGGUUAAAGAAGUAGAGCAAGAUGAAGCUGAUGGUGGUAUGCCUGGAGAAACAUUUACAGAUUAUCGACCAUCAAAGCUAUCUAUCGGACCUCCACAUCCAGAUCCGAUUGUGGAAACGUCUUCCUUGUCUGCUGUGCAGCCACCCGAGCCUACUUAUGUUCCAAAGAUUAAGGAUGAGUUGGAAUAUUUCAAGACUUUGUCAUGCUUACAGAUUGAGACUGUGGUUUAUGCUAGUCAGAGACAUCUUCAACACAUUCCCGAUGGUACUAGGGCUGGAUUCUUUAUUGGGGAUGGAGCGGGUGUUGGUAAAGGUCGAACAGUUGCUGGGCUAAUUUGGGAGAACUGGAACAAUGGGAGGAAGAAAGCCUUGUGGAUUUCUAUUGGUUCAGACUUGAAGUUUGAUGCCAGAAGAGAUUUGGAUGAUAUGGGUGCAAGUUGCAUUGAUGUGCAUGCUUUGAACAAACUGCCUUAUACUAAGCUUGACUCGGAGACUGUUGGAGUUAGGGACGGAGUUAUUUUCUCGACAUACAGUAGCCUCAUAGCAUCAUCUAGCAAAGGUCGUUCCCGUAUGCAACAGCUUGUGCAGUGGUGUGGACCUGGGUUUGAUGGUCUUAUAAUUUUUGAUGAGUGUCAUAAAGCAAAAAAUCUGGUUCCCGAAAAGAAUAUGAAACCAACAAAAACUGGUAAAGCUGUACUUGAUAUCCAGGAUCAACUACCUGAAGCUCGUGUCAUUUAUUGCUCAGCUACUGGUGCAUCUGAACCUCGCAAUAUGGCUUAUAUGGUUCGACUUGGCCUUUGGGGAGAUGGGACUGAUUUCCGUGAUUUUAAUGAUUUUCUAGGUGCUCUUGACAAAGGGGGUGUUGGAGCUCUAGAGCUAGUUGCAUUGGACAUGAAAGCAAGGGGCAUGUAUUUAUGUCGUACGCUUAGCUACAAGGGUGCUGAGUUUGAAAUUAUUGAAGCAACAUUAGACGAUAAAAUGACGGAUGUGUAUAAAAAGGCUACAGAAGUUUGGGUGGAUUUGCGUAAGAAAUUGAAGUCUGCCAUUGACCUCCUACCUGAAAAACCUAAUACUAGAGUACUAUGGAGAUUAUACUGGGCAACGCACCAGCGCUUCUUUAGACACUUGUGUAUGUCUGCUAAAGUCCCUGCUGUAGUGAGACUGGUGAAACAAGCAGUAAUGGAAGACAAGUGUGUAGUCAUAGGUCUGCAGUGUACCGGGGAAGCAAGGACGGAGGAUGCUGUUUCAAAAUACGGCUCUGAACUUGAUGACUUUAUUUGUGGACCUCGUGAGUUGAUGCUAAAAUUUGUUGAAGAUUAUUUUCCAGAUGAUUACUCAUUUCCGAAAAAGCCUGAAGUUCUCCAAGAUGAUGGUGUAAAGAGGCCUCGAAGGAAGAGGCACUUGGCAGGUCCUGACGUUUCAGCAAAAUCUAGAGUCAGAAAAGUAGCUAAGUUGGAGCCUCCAAGUGAUGCUGAGAGUGAUGAAGCAUAUGAAAUUGCCCGUGAUUCUGAUUACGGACCAGAAGGGGAUGAAAGUGCUGCCGACUCUGAUUAUGAAGCAUUUCAGAAAUGUGAAAUUUGCAGUACUCAAGAGGAAAACUUGUUGCAGUGUUCCUUCUGUGGAAAAUACGCUCAUCAGACAUGCGUGGUGCCCCCAAUUCGCGAUUUUAUUCUUGAGGAAUGGGCAUGUAAUUUGUGCAAGGAUAAAACUGUCAAUUAUCCCCCUCCUGGAACAAACAAAAUUAAACUCCCGAAGAGUUACGACACAGCCAUCGAGAGCAAGAAACAAAUAUUAGAGACAAUUCGUGCUUUGGAUCUUCCAAACAAUCCCUUGGAUGAUAUUAUUGACCAGUUAGGAGGCCAUGACAUAGUUGCAGAAAUUACAGGAAGGAAAGGAAUGCUUGUGAGAGACCCUAGCGGAAUGGGUGUGGUUUAUCAGACUCGAAAUACAAAAGAUGUCACUGCGGACAUGGUCAACAUGCAUGAAAAAAUGCUCUUCAUGGAAGGUAAGAAGUUGGUGGCUAUCAUCUCUGAAGCUGGAUCAGCUGGCGUCUCGUUGCAGGCAGACAAAAGAGUGAGAAAUCAGAAAAGAAGGGUUCAUAUAACUCUCGAACUUCCAUGGAGUGCCGACCGAGCAAUUCAGCAGUUUGGAAGAACUCAUAGAUCAAAUCAAAUCUCAGCACCAGAAUACAGAUUACUAUUCUCAAACCUUGGUGGAGAACGCCGAUUUGCAUCAUCUGUAGCUAAGAGAUUAGAAUCCCUUGGGGCUUUGACUCAGGGGGAUCGCAGGGCUGGACCUUCAUUAAGUGCAUAUAAUUAUGAGAAUGAUUAUGGGAAGAGGGCUCUGGAGAAUUUGUACAAAGGAAUAAUGGAGCAGGAUCCUGAUUUUAGUAAGCAGGCAACAUCUGCUCUUGAUUCUGUCGGAAUUUCUAUGGACGCCAAUCAUGGAGAUGAUGAAGAUUCUGGAUGGUAUGCCUCUUCAAAAAAAAAGAAAGCUAACAAUGAUGUUAGACGAUUUCUCAACCGGAUUUUGGGAAUAGUUCCUGAGAUUCAGAAUAGGCUAUUUGAGUUAUUUGUGAAUAACUUGGAUCUUCUUGUUCAAAAAGCUCGCAUUGAAGGUAGCCUUGACAGAGGCAUUGUUCACUUGAAAGCUAAUGUCAUUGAACUGCAAGGGACUCCAAAGACAGUCUAUGUUGAUCAAAUGUGUGGGGCUUCAACUGUUUUGUUCACAUUCAUCUUUGAUCGUGGGGUUUCAUGGGAGUUGGCGAAUACCAUGCUGAAAGAGAAACAGAAAGCUGAGUUUGGUUCAUCUGGAGAUGGCUUCUACAAGUCCAACAGUGAGUUUAUGGGAAAACGCCAUGUUAUUUUAGCAUUUGAAAGUUCUGCUUCAGCUAUGUAUAAGAUAGUUCGUCCCACCACCGGAGAAUCACCUCGGGAUAUGCAUCUGGCAGAAUUAACUAAGAAAUAUUCAAAAGUUUCAUCUUUAGAAGCAGCCCAAAUAAGUUGGGAACACGAGUAUGAAGUUUCAUCUAAACAGUGCAUGCAUGGUCCCAAAUGUAAGAAUGGUAAAUCAUGUUCAGUUGGCUCAAGACUACAAGAAGUAAAUGUCUUAGGUGGUGUCAUUCUUCCUCUUUGGGGAAAAACACAAACCGUUCUUUCUAAGCAGGUCAGACUAAUUCAUAGGAGGUUACGCAUUGUUUGCGUUGAAACUACAUCAGAUAACAGACGUAUAGUUGGGCUUCUUGUACCUAAUGCAGCCGUUACAGCUGUGCUUGAAGGUUUAAGUACACAUUCUGUAGGUUUAACACAGGUGACAUCUUCUGCAGGUUUAAGUACACCUUCUGUAGGUUUAACACAGGUUAUAGAAUUGGAUGAUUGACCUGAGACACCAGAUAUUACCCUUUCUUGAAAGAUCACUAGCAGUUUUUGUUUUAGGUUUAGGCUUAAGUUUGUUGCUGAAAUUUGUGAAUAGGAAAGCGCUGAUCUCAUUGAGAUGCAUCAAAGUUGUGCAAUCACCGUUGCAAUCUUUUGGUUUCAUCAUCCAGUUUUGUGUAAAAUUCAAAAUGGUAUAUCUAUAUGGGUGAUCAUUGACACAAGGAAAUACUAAUGACGGCUUAUCUUUCACAUAUGAUAUAUGAACUCGAUUAUGACA
Messenger RNA from Trifolium pratense (red clover), 4218 nucleotides. Its product is annotated as protein FORGETTER 1-like. The record is from RefSeq and is a predicted model, not a curated record. The transcript is spliced from 33 exons. NCBI's taxonomy places the organism in Eukaryota, Viridiplantae, Streptophyta, Magnoliopsida, Fabales, Fabaceae. Gene Ontology annotation, cellular component: nucleus. Gene Ontology annotation, molecular function: chromatin DNA binding; histone binding. Gene Ontology annotation, biological process: regulation of DNA-templated transcription. Bases 187 to 3945 code for a protein of 1252 amino acids.